Molecule: messenger RNA, 3072 nt
Organism: Linum trigynum
Lineage: Eukaryota; Viridiplantae; Streptophyta; Magnoliopsida; Malpighiales; Linaceae
Source: the annotation of a GenBank genome assembly
AGUCUGUUGCUUUUCUUACUACUUGUAGGUUGUUUUGCGGAUAUGAGCUUUGGCUACCUAUCUGUAGGUUUGCCAGGGCAAUGGUGUGCUGAAUUGUCAAACAAAUACUCUUAAGGACUGACUUGUUAUCUUUGGAUAAUAUAGUGAUUCAUUUAAACAAUCUGGAUGGCUAUUUAUUUCACGGCAGAGAUAAGGGAGUAGGGAGGGGGAGAAACAGUGAGAGAGGCGGACUCAGGGAGUCAAGUCAUCAUGGCCCGCCGAUUCAGUCCUUCCAGCAGCUUCAGGGCUCGGUGGUUUCCAGACAUCGAUCCACCGGCUCCGGAGCAACCACCGGUGGCUCGCGCUUCGUCUGCUUCACCUACCCACAGUUCUCCGAAUCCAAGUCCUCGCGAGCUCGGUCCACCAGGAACUGAAUUUGUGUUGCCUCUCCUGCCGCUGCCGCCGAUUCGAGCUUCAGACAGACCGAAGAAGGCAGAUCAACCGUGGCGGUCUCUGCCUAGCCUUCACCCAGAGCUCAUCGCCGAAAUCCUCUCGUGGUUGCCCGUCCAUUCACUGAUCCGGUUCAGGUGUGUCUCCAAAUCUUUCAGAACCCUGAUUUCCAGCCCUGUUUUUGUCAAAGCCCAUCUCAGAAACAUGAAAGCCUUGUCCAGAACCAAACCCAAUAAUGUUCAAAGACUUAUUAUCAACAAAUGCAAAAGAUGGCCGAGAAAUGUCGAAGUCCAUUCAUGUUCCCUUAACUCUCUGCAUAAUUAUCAUCAGACCGAGUCUGAGAUCUAUCUCGUUCGCCCUUUAUAUGUGCCUGUACUGGCUUCCACAAAUCCUGUCUUUGUUGGUUGUUGCGAUGGGAUAAUCUGCGCUCUUGGCGACAAACCAGACUCCUUCGUUCUGUGGAAUCCAUCUACCAGAGCAUGCAUUACAUUGCCUAAGUAUGGGUCAGAGCCAUCGAUGAGAUUAGGGAGUCUCAACGGUAUUGGGUUUGGUUAUGAUCGUCAAUUAGAUGACUACAAGGCGGUUGUUUUGUUUAAACCAAAGGGAAGUGAUGAUGGAACUACUUAUCAAACUGUGGCCCAGGUUUGUGCUUUGAAGUCUAAACUCUGGAGGAGGAUCGAGGAUUUUCCCAACGUCCUAUGUGGCAGGCUUCAAGGAAAGUUUGCUGCCGGUUGUCUUCAUUGGGAUGCAUUGGACGGUAAUGUUGAUCUGAACCAUAUCAUUGUGUCACUUGACCUAGCGACUGAGACGCAUAAGCAGGUGAUGCUACCUGACUUCGGGGAGGCUAUUAUUUCGUGGACAUUGGAGGUAUUGGAUGAUUGCGUGUGUAUCAUGAGCGACAGCAACGACUCAAUUGGUGCUUCUUCUACACUGUGGAUGAUGAAAGAGCAUGGAGUGAGAGAUUCAUGGACCAAGCUUUUCAGAGUUCUAUACAAUGACAUGUUGCCUAGGGCAUGGACACCGGCAGUGUACAUUUCGAACAGUGAUGUGGCUCUCUUUCGUGCACAAGAUGGUUUGCUGAUUUACGAUAUUGAGCAUAACACUGUCCGGCUUCUUAUAUCGGAUGCUUCGUUCUGUUACCAGACCCAUGUUUACUUGGAGACCUUGGUUUCACCAAGAAUCGAGAUUUAGCAGGAGCAAGGUAGGUUAUUGGGUUUCCUUCUCAUUUUAAAUCUUCCUCCUUUAAAAUUGCCCUUCAAUAACAUUUGUUUGAUCCGUACUCUAAAUUCUGUUUCUGGACAAUACAGCCAGUUGGCUUUCCCUUUUGUUUAUGUCCUCUUGGCCUCUCUGUUUCUGUAACCUUCUUCAGACUUCAACUUCCUUGCUACUUGUAGGUUAUUUUGCUGACGGGUUUUGGCUGCUUAUCUGUUGGUUUUUCCAGGGCUCAAGGCUUUUGGGAUCAAGGCUUUUGGGUGUCUUAGAGAUCAAGGUUUGUUUGCAAGUAUGGCAAGAGAUUGUUUCAUGAUGUUGGAGGCACACCAUUAUCUCACUCGACCUAGUGAGUGAGACAUAUAGGGAGGUGAUGCCACCUGAGUUUGGGGAGGCUUCUGGUCUUUGGUUAAUUGAGGGACUGGAGGAUCACCUUUUUACCAUAAUCUGCAAUUCAAUUGGUGGUUCUUGGGCAGGGUGAUUUGGCUCAUCGAGAUCUGUUGUUCUCUUCCUAUUUUCCUUUUCGUUUCUUCCUUCUUACUUUAUCCUGCCAACUGCGGUUCAGCUCUUGUGAUCCCCUGCUGGCUACUUCUCUUGUACAGUUUUCCCUGUGGUUUUAAUAAAGCUCGUCUCACUUAUAAAAAAACUCAAUUGAUGGUUCUUUUAGCAUUUUGGAUGAUGAAAAGCAUGGACUAAGCUGUUCAGAUUUCUUCACAAUGACAUGAACCCUUGUUCCUGGUGUUUUAAGUGUGUAAAGACCAGAUCCUGGUGCCUGUUUGUUGUUUUAAGCAAGUCCAUUGUUAUAUGAUUGGGUCUUCUGCAAUUGGUUAAUGAUGGCAGAGCCUUUUCCUCUGCAUGCACAGAGGAAAAGGCUGAUGGUGUGAUGUAACGAUGGUCGAGAGAGAAUACUGAUGGUGAUGAUGGUAUGUCUGUAAGAAUUAGCCUUGAAUGUCACAACGAGAAAAAUUCCGACACAUACAUUUGAGACUAUUCUAACGACUUUCUUUAUUUCAUGCAAGGUUCAUUUCUGACAAUUCUACAGGCACUUCUUAUGCAGUGUUGUUGAUGAAAGAGCAUAGAGUGAGGGAUUCAUGGACCGAGCUGUUCAGAUUUCUACAUGAUGGCAUGUCCCCUGGUCCAUGGAACCAAGUAAUCGUCGUUUCGGACAGUGACGAGGUUGGGAGGGGUUACGGUGCUAAUUGUACAAUAGUUAGCACCGUACUAAUUAAGGGAAAAACUACUACUAGUUUGAAUUAGUAGUGAUUUAGUUUAGAUGUUGUAUUGAUUUUAUAAUAAUCCGUAGUGAUUUUUGCUAGUUAUCACAGUGCUAACCCUUAUAGAGGUUAGCACCUAAUCCCAUUCCUGACGAGGUUCUUUUCCAGCCACAAGAUUUUUGCAGAUUUACGAUAUUAAGAAUAACACGGUUCGACUUCU